Varroa destructor (honeybee mite) is the source of this 2456-nucleotide messenger RNA. RefSeq lists its product as uncharacterized. Lineage: Eukaryota; Metazoa; Arthropoda; Arachnida; Mesostigmata; Varroidae. The record is from RefSeq and is a predicted model, not a curated record.
GUAUCGUUCGUCAGAGUUGGAGAAACGCUCUUUGAAUGCUAAUGUCGACAGGACAAUCGAAAGAAACGAAAAAACGAAGCGUGUUUCGGGGAGGUCUACGUAAAUCAUAAGCCGUCUCCAUGCAAGCAAAGGAUUCCCCGCCGCAGGACAUUGCACUUGAGCAAGACGCCUAUCAACAGGAGAGUGCCUACUCACCCUUAUCAUUGCCAGAUGUGGAUAUCGUGUGUUCCCGGUGCUGUGGCUUCAGCUACAAGGAUGGAUUAAUUCUAGGAAUGCUAUUUUUCAAUUUAAUCAUGUUCAUAAUCUGGUAUAAUAGCAUACGGAAGUACUUCCCUACCGAGAGAGACCUAAGUAGAAAGUUUGGGUUUUUGAGAUGAGCGCGACGGGAACGAGUCAAAAUUGUCGAACGAACACGAGAGCUACGAGGCGGUUAUCCUGAUGAAGUGCGACAUACAGAAAACCAUAUUUGUCUGAAGAUUCAAAAUAACUUGCCAUCUUCACGAUGGCAACGUCACGGUUCAACUGGAGUUUAUACAAGCGCUGACUCUCUGAGGACGUCCAAAACGUGUGUUUAAGGUGAGCUGUGCCGUCACAAGAUAGAGGAUCUACUUUAAAACUACUGGACCAUGCUUGGAACCCGAAUACUGCUGGGUUUGCUCAGUGCGACAACGGUAAUUGCAGUGUUUGCGACAGCUGUUGCCGCCCAGGAGGAUGAAACUAAUAACGACUUCAACAGAACUGUCAAACGCUCGAAAAGAGGAUAUGAAUACAUAGACUAUGUUCCACACUAUGAGUCGAAAUCUUCGCAUUACGGCCAUGCGGUAGGCCAUUCUUAUGGAGGUGGCAAGCACUACCAUCAUCAUCACCACAGCCACAAGUAUAGCCAUUGCAAACAUUGCCACAAAAAACACUACCAUGAUAAGAAACACGUGAGCUUAACGGGUCUUUUAGCUCUUUUGGCUCCUUUGGCACUGCUUCCGCUAAUUACCGGCGCAGUCGCACCGUUGACGAUGGCCCCUCUCGUGGUACCCGCCAUGACCCAGGUCGUAGCUGGAACAGCCGCGGCCACUUCCGGCCGACGAAAACGCCGUUCUCUUCCGUCUUUUGGCGUUGACUCUAUCCACAAGUAUCUACAGAAGGUUAAUCCUACAGGUGAAUAUAACGAUGAAGUUAUGGCACAGUAUCUGAAAUGUAGCGGGAUGUUGGACGCGAAGAACCACUGUCUUGAGAGACUGACAUGUCAAUACACCGCCGGAACUCUUAGCAGUCUCGAAAAGGAAGUUGCAUCUCUAAUUAUCUACACGAUCGUGAAGAAUAGGUUUAUCCCUGAGACGUUCAAGGAACAGAUGAGGAAAGCAGCAUCAUCGGGCCGGCAAAGCGCGCUCAAAUGCUAUGCUUUUCAUUGUAAUAGUCAUAAAAAUACCAAUGCAUUUACGGGAUUUGGAAACUUUAAGUAGAACGACUAUCCAUGCUGCUGAUUAAGGAGGCCUUGUGGACUAUUAUAUCAACUUCCGGACGCCGCUUUGUUGCUCUGAAGCUCUAUCAUUUGCCACAAUCCUUGCUCUAUGAAAACGUUUCAAUGCAUCUAUAAAAUGUUGAACGCAACACGUUUCAGGAAAUUAGCAAGCGGUCGCAGGAGCAUCACCCUUUUGCUUUUUACGUAAUAACAUAGCUAAACAUUAAGUAAAAAGUUAAUUAGAGCUAUAUCUAGCAAUUUUCUCUUAAUUUUGUUAGCGUUUCAUCUCCAUUCGAUAUUUCAGGUAAGCAAAGGUAUUCUUUAGUUUCUUUGAAGUGGUAUUUUAUGACUAGUAACACUGUUGGCCACAGCUGGCAAGAUAACUUUAGAAAGGUAUAGGUGUUCUUUGAAUAUCACUCGGUGAAAUUUCCCACUUAAAAGCUAUGGUAUCCGAGAUUGUUGGUCAUCCUUUCUUUGACGACUGUUAUUUGCCGGUAGGUAGUUUAAAGGCUAAUGUAAUUCGUGAUGGAAAUGCCCCACAGUGUGUUAGCUGAUGCUUACUAAUCAGGCGAUUCUUUGAAGACGGCUAGGUAAAAGAAGAACGGCUGACACGAUCGAAUAGGACCAAUCGAGUUGCAGUAGAUAUUUAAGAUACAAAAGUAAUUACGAGAAAGGCGAUGUAUAUGGCUCGUUGGGAUUUUCGCAGUGGUGUUUCGUUAUUGUUGUCUAUAAGAGGUGACUUAAUAAGGUUAUAGCGAUAUAAGGAUAUUCUCCCUGAAGUCGCACAAUCAUCAUACUUAGGCAGAUGCACUUAUUCUGACACGUUUGGUAAAGCCCUGUUAUUUUUCUAUUGACUAGACCCUUAGAGGGUCAGGCCGACCAGAUACACUGGGCUGUUGGGUUCAAUUUGGAGGACAGACGUUUACUUACGCUGGCAGGUUUGUUCGUAUUGUUGCCGAUGCGCGAUACCUACUAUAGAAACUUAUAUCAGUCCUCUGAA